Coregonus clupeaformis (lake whitefish) is the source of this 4102-nucleotide messenger RNA. Its product is annotated as pro-neuregulin-3, membrane-bound isoform-like. Gene Ontology annotation, biological process: animal organ development; nervous system development; intracellular signal transduction. Gene Ontology annotation, molecular function: chemorepellent activity. The transcript is spliced from 9 exons. Bases 1292 to 3502 code for a protein of 736 amino acids. The record is from RefSeq and is a predicted model, not a curated record. Lineage: Eukaryota; Metazoa; Chordata; Actinopteri; Salmoniformes; Salmonidae.
UCUCUCUCUUGCUCUUAGAUUUGACAGUGAUAGGGAAGGCAGUGUGGUCUCUGUCUCGCUUUCACACGCACACACUUACACGGGUGUACGCAUGCACGCAGUGUGUCGUAGAAGGGAUAGGGCAGUUGUUUGUCAGUCUGGAGUCCUGCAGACAGUGGAAGGGAGGAAAGCGCUGGUUGUGAGCUGCGGAACCCACAUUGCUCACAGCGGAGUGAGCAAAUCUCUCUCUCCCAGUCUGCAGCCUUCAACAACAGCAGCCGCAUCAGUUUUCAGAGCAGCACUUUCCCCCUCCCUUCUUCCUCUUGCUCUUUAUCUCUCUCCCUUUCUGUCGCUCGCACUCCUGCUCUCAACACUGCCGCCAAUGUAGAGUUCUGAGGCAGCAAGCAAGUAGCCAAGGCUUUCACAUUUUUCUACCACAAUGACAAGCAGUGGACAGACAGCUGGAGAAAGACGGACAAUCCGGGAGAUCUGAGGGGAAAGGUAUUUGAUGGGCAUCAGUUGGAUUUAACCCCCCCUCCCCCCCUCUCAUCCGUCCUGCCAGCCUCAUCCCGACAAAUCCUCUCCCUCACUCUCGCUCUCUAUCUGGCUCUCUUCAUGUAAGAUUACCAUCGGCCACUCCUGCUAAAGCACCGCUGCACAGUCCUGGGCAUAGAGUGAGGGGAAGCGGAGGCUGACCCAAAACAGGGAAGAAGACUGCAGAGGAAGCCCCUGGACUGGAGCAUUAAAAAAUAAAAAAUAAAAUAAAUAAAUAGGACGUGGAUCAGAGUGCCAUUGAGAGGCAGCGGGUUGGAGCUGCAGAGGAGGGUUGCUGCCUUUCCUGGCUUGUUUCUCAUUGACAGACACAAACGGGAUGUACAGCUCUGGUCUGAAAAUUGCCACACCAUGGAUCGAUACCCUCCUGCCUGCCUUUUUCUUCUGCAUUUUUUCUCACGGGAGAGUAAAGCAUCUUGGGAUUUACCGUCAUUUCAUUUCCACCUAACUACAGCAAGGCUUGCCCCGCCGUUCAGCACUCUCACCUACCCGUGUCCAACCUGUGUGUGUGUAUGUGUGUGUCUGUGUUUGUUUGUGUGUGUACUUAGCUAGCUCAGCGCCAGAGGGAGUGUAUAUUUGCUUACAUGUGCAUCCGUAUGAGCUGCUUGGCUUGUAAUUACUUGUACAUGUCUGUGGGUGCUCUCUUGUGUCCAUUUGUGUGUGGGUAUAAAUGUAGGAAUUUUGUGUGGGUGAAUUGGUAAGAUGCCCAGUAUUGGUUCCGUGCCCCAUCCCCUCGCUGACCUUUGACAGCAUCAGCAGGAUGAGUGAGCGCUCGGGAGCGAGCACUCUGGGGGCCAUGACCCUGGAGGAACCCAGGGGCGAACAGGCCUCCCCUGAGGCCCCGGGGCCUCUUCGCUGUGGGCCCUGUGCGGUGUGGCACCGCCAGCAGACCUGGCUGUGUGCAGUGCCAUUGGUGAUGGGCUUCGUGGGCCUGGGCCUCAGUCUCAUGCUACUCAAAUGGAUUGUAGUGGGCUCCGUUCAAGACUAUGUGCCCACGGACCUAGUGGAUGCCAAGGGCAUAGGGCAGGACCCCAUCUUUCUCUCUGAACCCAGCGCUCCACCCAAGCAACCAGACACUAUGACCACGACUAUGAAGACCACCACCACAGCGGUGGUCUCCACCACCCCUCUAGCAGCCAACGGCACGGUCCCAGCCCCGAGAACUCAAUUUGGUCUGCCCUCCAACCACUCGGCCCCACACCUCCACAACCGGGUCGGCAGUGGCACCCGCACCACACGACUUCCCCCGCCCGGGGUUAAAGAAGUGACGCCGCACAGCACCACGGUACGGCGGGUAGGCGGCACAGCCAACGGUCGGAAGGAUAAGGACCCCCCGAACUCGCGAUCCGGUCCAACCUUCACAACCACCAAAGCCACUAGCACAACCGCUAUCGCCAACACGACAACCAAGGCGCUACCACCAACUUUUCCACCAUCUCCCCCAGCCAAGCCCACCGGGCACUGGGACCCUGGACGCUCUGAGAAAGGUCCCGCCACACGCCCACACCACCGCUUCAGAACACUGGCCCCCACAUUCCCUAAUCUGCGUUCGGAUGUCUUCAAGUCAUGCAUCGACGACAAGGACCUGGCCUUCUGCCUCAACGAGGGCGAGUGCUCCAUCAUUGAGACAGUAGCAGGAGUGCACAGGCACUGCAGGUGUAAAGACGGUUACCACGGCCUGCGCUGUGACCAGUUCGUACCCAAGACUGACUCCAUCUUAUCUGACCCAAGCUCUGUGUCCUUGGAUGGAGCAGCAGAUGAACUGGGCAUCGUGUUCAUGGAGAGCCGUGAGACUUACCAGAGAAAGGUGCUGUCCAUCUUCAGCAUUGCCUCAGGGAUCUGUUUUCUCGGAGUGGCAUGCAUGGCUCUCUAUCGCCGCAUCAAGAGACACAGGAAAAAGCUCCGGGCGCACUUCUUGGAGAGCCGGAAUCUGAGGGUGUGCAGUAUCAACUCCUCUGGGCUCAUGUCUAAAUCCAGCCCCAGGCCUCAGUGCGGCUGGCAGCUUCAAAAGUGCUACAAAUCUCAUGGGUCCACCCCUCCUCAAGGGUGCAGCAGUCUGUCAGCUGGCGCACCCACAACAGCUCCACCGAUUCUCAACAGAGCACUCUCCAAAGGCAAACCCUUCAGGAGUAGCUCCCUGUCCCUCAGUCCAACCCAAAGACACCGGGACACUCAUCACUUCAGGACCCCGCCCAUCUCUCGAGGACCAAGAGUUGCUGGCCUGCACCUGAAAGAGGUGGAUUCUGCAGAGAUGGAGGUGGAGUCUUUAAGAGGGUUUGACACUGGGAGGGAUGGUGGUGACGACCGCCAGCGCAGCGGGUUCCAGAAUAUGCAAACCCUGUCUCGUUACGUGGGGAAGAAAGGAUGGAGGGAGGUGCCCUACACCCAUCUGGACAGAGGACUAAAACCUUCUCCUCCCUCUCUCCGCACACGAUCGGUCCCCAUCAUCCCCUCUCUCCAGGGACACGACCACAAGGGGGGUCACAUGGAUUGGAGCAGGCAGUGGGUCUCGCAGGGAGGGGGUCUCGCCGGGCCAGGUUACAAGGCGCAAGGACCUGCUGGUUCCAACAGCCACACCCCCUGUCACUCGACCACCUCUUCCUCUGAGACUGUACUAGAGUCAGAGGCCAGACCCAGUCAUGUGCGUCCCCGCGGUGCUAAUACUGCACUGGGGUUAGGGACAAGCCCUAGCCACAUGCACCAGGGCUCCUCUGAAACUCCAGUAGGGCCAGGGGGCUUGUUCCAACACUCUAGCCUUUGUCCCUCCGGGACAGCAGCAUUCAGAUCAGGUGUUGCCAGGUUGAACAGUACAAAGACUGUUAUUGCUGUGACCGUGCUGGAGUCCGAGGGAAAGAGCAUGCGGUAUACACCCAGACUGCUCUACAGCUGUCCCGGGAGCAGGGGUCCUCAGGCAGAAGGCCAAAGAGAGGCCCAGGGGCUCGGUGAACAAUACCCCUCCCCCGAUGGAUGAAGGGGCAAACUGCUUCCUGUCAGCAGUGGUGGGCAGAGGAGCUGGAAUUGAUUGUGCCAAAACUUCUGCCAGCUGAUUGGACUAUAUCUUGCUGACAGGUGUGGUGAUACUGAUGAUUUGUCGCCACAGAUGGUUUGUUUACAUAGCAGGUUAGGAUAAUUAAUGUUGGGGCAGGAAUAUGCAAACAUUACAAAAUACAAUUACAAAAUACCAUAAAGAACAAUAUAUGAAAAUUAACUACAAAAUACUUUUAUUUUGAAAUGUAUUUCAUUAAAAUACAUGUAUUUUGUAUUUUAAAAAACAGAAAACUAUUUGCAAGUAGCUGGCCCGAACAGCAACAACAUUUUCAGUAACGGUUACAGAAACAUUUUACUUGCUAUGACUGUGAUAUGCUGUUGUUUAUCUACAUUAGUUGAAUGCACUCUGGAUAAGAGUGUCUGCUAAAUGAACAAAAUAUACAUGUAUAUGUGAAAAUAUUUUUUUUAAAAUAAACUGCAAAGCACACUAGGUAUUACUAUUGGCCUUGUUUCGGGGCGAAGCUCAUUCGAGUAAUACUCAGCAUGCUUUUCAGUUGUUCAUUUGCACAUAUACAUUUACAAA